CAUCCGCCGUCACUCUACUUCCGGCUCUUCAGGUUCGGGCACCUGGAAGAACAACCCGAUAGUCUCCCCCUUACCCACUGCCAUUGCCUGAGUGACCACGGGGGGGCUCCCAAAUCCCACCUUCUCUGCCGCUGGACAGAGCCACAUUCAACUUUUGACUGGAUCCUCCGGCUCUUCAGUAUGCAGGUAAUCAAGGAGGCAUUUUCAAUAAAAUGGAAAAGAUACAAGUAUGUUGGAUGGAGCUGGAUACUACAAACUGACAGGUGGAGAGGCCAAAGGCCUUGCCCUGCUGGUUCAGAGACACAACAGGGGGAAGUGUUGACUCUGCUCAAUUGUGUCCGAGUUGCUGCCAAGGGGAUGAGUGAGGAAGAGGCUGUGUCUGGAAGUGGAAAUUUCAGAAGACUAAGAACAUUGUUCUGCCUCAUACAGCUGGUUGAAGCCAGGUAAUCACAAUUUAUACUCCAAAACCUAGUCAAAUCCCAAGGAGAUAAGUUUCAUUUUCUUAAGGGAAAGGCAAAACAGCCAGGGGCAUUUACCAUCAUGGAGACAAAGGGUCCUAACAAUCCUCAGGAGAGACCCAUGCCCCCUCACAGUAGAAGGGCUACAAUGGAAAACAAUUAUUCAUUAAUAUAUGCUGUUAAGAAUAAAGAUGUCAAUCAGAUUGAGCAAUUGCUGAAAAUAGGGGCCAAUGUCAAUUUCCAGGAAGAGGAAGGGGGCUGGACACCUUUGCAUAAUGCCAUACAAGGUGGUAGUAAGGAUAUUGUAGAUCUUCUGCUUGAUUAUGGUGCUGACCCUCAUCAGAGGAAGAACAAUGGGGCCACCUCCUUCAUCAUAGCUGGGAUUGAGGGAAAUGUGGAGCUGCUCAGACUUUUCCUUUCCAAGGGAGCAGAUGUCAAUGAGUAUGAUUCUAAUGGCUUCACUGCUUUCAUGGAAGCUGCUGAGCAUGGUAAUGUUGAAGCUUUAAAGUUUCUUUAUGAGAAUGGAGCAAAUGUGAAUUUGCAUCGAGAGACAAAGGAUGAUCAAAAGCUACUUGGGAAAGGAGGGGGCACAGCUCUCAUGGAUGCUGCUAAAAGAGGCCACAUUGAUGUCUUGAGAAUUCUCCUGGAAAAGAUGAAUGCAGAAGUCAAUGCCUGUGACAAUAUGGGUAGAAGUGCCUUGAUCCAUGGUAUUCAGAGCUCUCCUGAUGAGAAGGUCAAAGAUAUUACCUGCCUUCUGCUGGACCAUGGGGCUGAUGUUUGCUUGAGAGGAGAAAGAGAGAAGACACCCCUGAUCUUGGCAGUGGAAAGGAAGCAUAUUGGUUUGGUGCAGCUGCUCCUGGAACAAAAACAUAUAGAGAUAGAUGCAAAAGAUGGCAAAGGGAGAACGGCACUGCUGGUUGCUGUUAAUCUCAAUAUGAAGGCGAUUGUCAAGUUGCUGUGCAAGAAGGGAGCCAACACAGAUUGCGGAGAUCUUGUCUGGAUGGCAAAGCGUAAACAUCAUGACAAUGACCUUGCAAAACUUCUUUGCUCUUAUGGAGCCCGAGACUAUUUCCAACCCCCUGAUGAAGACUGGAAGCCUCUGAGUUCACGCUGGGGGAAAGACCUGAAAAAACUCUAUAGAAUGUACCACCGUAACACUGGAAAACUCAAAAUCUUUAAGGGUGAAGACUACAAAAUUGCCAAAACUUCUAAAGGGGAUGUCUACCUGGGGUUCUUUGAGGGGCAAGAAGUAGCUGUGAAGGUAUUCCGUGAAGGCAGUGAACAUGCAGAAAGGGAAAUGGAUUGCCUACGACACAUCCGAGAGCACAGUAACUUGCUGACAUUCUAUGGGAGUGAGAGUGAUGGGGUAUGGUUGUAUGUGUGCAUAGCCCUCUGCGAAGAGUCUCUGGAAGAGCACUUGGAUAAGCAUAGAAGAGAUUACAUGGAGGAUGAGGAGGAUACAUUUGCCCGAAAUGUCCUAGCAUCUAUAUUUAAGGCUGUUCAAGAACUACACUUGCAUGAAUAUAUUCACCAGGAUUUGCAGCCAGGAAACAUCUUAAUAGAUUCAAAGAAAGCUGUUCUCCUGGCAGAUUUUGAUCAGAGCAUCAAGUGGACUGGAGAUCCCCAGGAAAUCAAGAGUGAUCUAGAGGCCCUUGGAUGGCUAGCCCUUUAUGUGAUAAAGAAGGGAGAGAUUCCUUUUGAGAAGCUGAAGGCUCGAAGUAAUGAACAGGUGCUUCGACUUUCUCCAGAUGAGGAAACUAAGGACCUCAUUCAUCACUUGUUCUUCCCUGGGGAAAAUGCAAGAGACUAUCUGAACAACCUUCUGGGUCAUCCCUUCUUUUGGACUUGGGAGAACCGCUAUAGGACACUUCGGAAUGUAGGAAAUGAAAAUGACAUCAAAGUGAGAAACUCUGAUGGUGACAUCCUCAAACUGCUACAACCUGAGUCAUCUGAAUGUUCCAGAAGUUUUGAUAAGUGGAAAGAUAAGAUUGAUGAAUUCCUUAUGGAAAAAAUGGAUAGCUUCUAUAAAAAAAGUGGCAAUUUUUACCAGAACACUGUGGGUGAUCUGCUGAAGUUCAUCCGGAAUAUCGGAGAGCAUAUUGAUGAGGAAAAAAAUAAAUGGAUAAAGAAAAUAAUUGGAGACCCUUCCCAUUAUUUUCAGAAGACAUUUCCAGAUUUGGUGAUUUAUGUCUAUACAAAACUGCAGAACACAGAAUACAAAAAGCACUUUCCCCAAAUCUAUAAUCCAUCCAACCUGCAGUGUGACCAAGGCAUUCAGAACAGCAGGUUGGCUGGAUCAGAGUGCUGACUGAGUCUUUCAUGUUCAAGUUGCCACUUAGAAGUUGUGUGGUUCCUGGCAAGUCACAAACCUCUGACCUCUUAACUGACCCAUUCAUUGCCCAUGAGGGAUGAGCUGGAUGCCUGAUAUGUCAGUUUCUAUCACAGUGCACUCCACUCAACUGCUUUAGCCCCCAAACUGCUUUAGUUCAUUUUAUUUUAUUAUUUUUUUUGAGUCAGAGUCUCACUAUGUAGUUCAGGCUGGCCUUG
Messenger RNA from Fukomys damarensis (Damara mole-rat), 3005 nucleotides. It is a transcript of the gene Rnasel, whose product is annotated as ribonuclease L. The transcript has 9 exons. Gene Ontology annotation, molecular function: ATP binding; protein kinase activity; protein binding. Gene Ontology annotation, biological process: defense response to virus; negative regulation of viral genome replication; mRNA processing. The record is from RefSeq and is a predicted model, not a curated record. Bases 541 to 2766 code for a protein of 741 amino acids. NCBI's taxonomy places the organism in Eukaryota, Metazoa, Chordata, Mammalia, Rodentia, Bathyergidae.